Molecule: messenger RNA, 1026 nt
Organism: Seminavis robusta
Lineage: Eukaryota; Bacillariophyta; Bacillariophyceae; Naviculales; Naviculaceae
Source: the annotation of a GenBank genome assembly
AUGGACUCGGAAGAUUCAUGUUCCAUGAAAGACGAACCGACAUCGGCUCCUUCCAGCCAAUCAUCCUAUUCUCGCCGAGCCAUCGUUGUGGUCUUUGCCUUGAUGGGAUGCGCCGCAUUGGUGAUGAGGAAUACCGAGUCCUUUGUAGAAUCUCAGGAAGGAGUUGGGGCAAUAGAAGAAGUUACCGAAACUUUUACAUUGACCGAUAGCAAUUCAAGUCUCUGGAAGCGCCAGUUCUGUGUGGAGGCAGAUGACCUCAAAACUGAAACUUCAUUUAUUUGCAAAUGCACGGAUCCCUCUUUGCCAUUGCCCCGUGCCUUGCAUGGGGAGUGGAUCAAGUAUCAUUGGAAGAUGCUCAUUGAAGUCUACAGAGAGGAUCACAGCAAUACACUGGAUGUGGUACUCGUGGGGGACUCCUUGAUUGAACGAUGGAAUGGAACCCAAGCUCUGGGGCAGGGUGAGAAACCAGCCAUGCGGAAAGCCUUUGAGUCCUUCUUCACCAAAGCGGGAGGAGGGAAGCUCGAAGGUGUUGCAUUGGGAACGAGUGCUGACACGUCUCGCAAUUUGCUGUGGCAUUUGAAGCACGGAUUUCUCCCUUCCAAAACAUUUUUCCCCAAGGUUUGGCUGAUUCUGAUUGGUACCAAUGACCUCGGUGGAAAGCACUGCUCCAAUCAAGCCACUCUGGACGGCAUACUACAAGUAGCCGAGCUGAUUCAAACGCAUCGUCCCACGGCACAAAUACUUGUCCAUGGCCUGUUGCCACGAGGAGAUGGCCCACCCGAGCCACAUCAGUUGGGGAAGAACUGGCAACGGAUUCAAUGGAUCAAUGAACAGCUGCAAGCCACUUGCGAGGAACGUGACCGAUGGCAUUACAUGGAUAGUGGUGACAUCUUUUUGAGUCAAGACGGGACCAAGGUAUCCAAACGAAUCGGGGAUGGAAUUCAUCCGAGAGUAUCUGGCUUGAAGGCUUGGGGGCCCAAAAUUGUAGAGGCGGUUCAAAAGAUACUGUCAGAGGAUGAGGACUGA